AUGGAGUUCAGGGCCGUUCGCAUGGCACGUGCGGGCUGGCGAGGCCUUGCGCCACUAGGCGAGCUUAAACUCGGGACGGCCGUUCAAACCUGCUGGGAAGUUCCCUUCACCAAAGGCAGGAUCUGUGCGAGGGCCGGCAACGUCGAACGCGUCCGCGGUGGGCGACCAGGGGAAGAUGGGACGGGUUUGGGGAGCGGGAGCGGACUGUCUAGGAGGUAUUUGGCUGGUUGAGGUACUUGGACCAGGUCGAGGGAAGUGCCGUGCUUGGGUACUGUGUCGUUGGCACC
Messenger RNA from Gaeumannomyces tritici R3-111a-1, 287 nucleotides. RefSeq lists its product as hypothetical. The coding region runs from base 1 to 231 and encodes 76 amino acids. NCBI's taxonomy places the organism in Eukaryota, Fungi, Ascomycota, Sordariomycetes, Magnaporthales, Magnaporthaceae. The transcript is spliced from 2 exons. The record is from RefSeq and is a predicted model, not a curated record.